CUCAGCAGCUUUUCCCGACACGCCUCUGCUGCUCAAGCUCCUCCUUGCCACUGUAAAAUCCCGAGGCAGAGCCAAGAACGAGCAGAGUUCCUGCAGGUCGGUGAGCUGGCCAUCCCCCUGGAGUGCAACCCCAGCUGGUGUUGGAAAUCUGGAGUGAAAGAAAAACUGCUGGAAUAACUCAGUGGGUCGAACUACAUCUGUGAGGGAUGGGAUAGUCAACCAUUUGGAUUGAGACCCUGCGUCACGACUGAAGUUUGUCAAGAUUGAGAGCUGAGGAAUCUUUUGGAGGAGACAAGCUGUCUGGGUGUGUUUCCAUGAGCGAUGGACCAGGCUACACAAAGACUCAGUCCCCUUCCUGUGGUUGUAAUCGGGAAUGGGCCCUCUGCCAUUUGUCUGUCCUAUUUCCUGUCUGGAUAUCGGCCUUACUUUAAGGAAUCUUCAGUCCAUCCCAAUCCAAUUCUUCAACGGAAAUUGGAGGCAAAUCUGGGGAGAUCCAUCGUCGAUCAGAACCUGGAGUUCCUGUCUGAGGGAUUGGAGGGCCGUUCCCACAGUCCAGUUGCCGUUCUGUUUGAUUCCAUCCUGCGACCUGAUGCUGAUUUGGGCGUAUCCUUAGAUUCUGUGCUGAGCUGGAGACUUGAGCCAAACCAAUACAUUCCUCAUCUCAUCCUGGGAAAGGGACCUCCUGGUGGUGCUUGGCAUUCCAUUGAGGGAUCUGUAUUUACAUUGAGUCUUGGAGAAUGGAUGGAGUUGCCUGACCUGCCUUUCAGAGACUGGAUGAGGGACAAGAGAAGGUACCUGCGGAAUGACAGGGCCAUGACCGCCGAUGUCGCCCAAUAUUACCAGCACUACAUCCAGGCUAAGCAGCUGCAGGAGAGGUUUGUGUGUGGAACUGUCGUGACCUCAGUGAGAAGGCUCAGUCAGCCGCCCGGCCGGGAGGAGCAGACGUGUGCGGACAGGGCAGCCUCGGAUAACCCUUUGGCCAGCCUGUUUGAGGUGAGCGGCUACAGCAUCACAAAGGCUGGCUCAGAGGAGGCCUUCUCCAUCUGCACCGAGAACGUCGUGCUGGCAACAGGGACCUAUGACAGCCCCGCCUGGCUGGGCAUUGAAGGUGAAGACCUCCCCUUUGUCCAUCACGCCACCUCGGAAGUGGAAACGGUCAUUAAGGAGUACCAGAGGGCAAAGAGCUUUGACCCCAUUUUGAUUGUGGGAGCAGGUUUGACUGCUGCCGAUGCUGUCAUUGCUGCUCGUCAUAGCAACGUCCCAGUAAUCCACGUCUUCCGCAGGGAGGUGAAUGACCCAUGUCUCAUCUUCAAUCAGCUUUCCAAACUAAUGUACCCCGAGUAUCACAAGGUGCACCAGAUGAUGGUCCAGCAGGCGUGUACCAGCAUAGGGCCCUACAAUGACUACCUCAGCCUUCCCGGACACCAAGUGCUACGCUUCACCCACGGCAAGAAGUGUGUCCUUCAGGACCUGGCAUUGGGAGGGAGCAGGACAGCCAACAUCUUCAAGGCCCUCAUUCUGAUCGGCUCAGAGCCCAACCUGGCCUUUCUGCCCAAUGGUGGAAGGUCGCUGGCUGUCAACCCAGAGCUCCCGAUCAGCACCAGGCGCAACCCCAUAGACGUGGACCGCUAUACGUACGAGUGUACGCGAGAGAGGGGAAUGUAUGCGCUCGGCCCCCUGGUGGCCGACAAUUUUGUCCGCUUCCUGCAGGGUGGUGCCCUUGCCAUCACCAGCGCUCUGAGCAAGGCCAGGUCUCACGCUGAUGUCCAGUCUGGGAGCAGCCUGUGACCAGCCGGUGUGUCAACUCAUAAACGGUGCUCAAGGGUAGGGUUAGGGUCACUUCUGGGAACUACUGUUACUUUCAGACCUAGGCUGAUGCCAGGCUUUGGUUAGCGCUGGCUAACUCAGGCUGCAGUCUGGCUCACCUGCAGAAGUCGAACACUUCUGGUGAUUUGGAAAGAAGUUGCUGAUAUGAGCAUGACCUGCAUCAGCAUGUCUGGUUUUAAUGCCGGGAUCCCCUUACCCGUUCACACUCACCAGCACGCGCUAAAUUAGAGUACUUAGGCUCACAUCUUCCCAUGCAGGUUGGGAUCUGGACCGAGGUGCUAUAAACACCAAGCAGCCAGCCUGAAGAAGUGCAGGAAACCCUGGCCUUGCCAGGGAAAUCUCUCAGACUGGCCCUCGGCUUUAUUCCCAAGAAGGUAUAUGGGAAUUCUGGAGCCCCUGCAGGUUCCCUGAAAAGCACCUGUUUACGUCCAGGAACCUGGAUGGGGUCCCUGACAGAUGAUGCAGUGCAGAGGUGCUACGAGGCUGCAGUGUGGAUCAGUAGUGCUCAGUGACACUACAGGCCAAGGUCUGUAAACUGACUGUGCAAGCUGGCAGCCCGGUUACAAACUCAGGGUUAUACAGUGUAGGACGGGCCAAGACUUGUAAGCAGGCAGCCCUGCUUACAGAUUCACACUUUACAGUGUAGAACAGGCCAUUUGUCCCAUCAUAUUCAUACUGACACACCUAUGCAAAUUCCAUCCACCAGCACUGGAUCCACUGCCUUCCAUGCACUAACAAUGCAAGUGCUCGUCUCGAUAUUGCUUAAACGUUGUGGGAGUCUCUGCCUCUAACACUCCCUCAGGCAGUGCAUUCUAGAUUCUUACACCUCUCUGGAAAGUUUCCUCUUGUAACGUCUUCCCUCUCACCCCAAGGAGGUUUUAUGCACCUCUGCUAUGAGGAAUUGCUCCUACAAUCUUCUGCUUCAUAAAAGCCUUUGAGGAUGAAUAACUCAGCCUGAGAGUUAAGAAUGACAUCCAAGAUGCUGGAGGAGCUAUUCAGGUCGGGUAACAUCUGUGCAGAGAAAUGUACAGUCAAUGUUUCAGUUUGAGAAGCCUCAGCUGGACCCGCUAAAGCGCAGCUGGUUCUACAGGUCGACCGCAAUCGAUUCACGUUGAUCUUAUCCAUAUUGACGCAGAUAUUAGACCAUAUGACCUCCCAAGUGUGGAGCAAGAUUAUCAGUACCAGAGGCUGGGAGCAAACCAAGGCCAUUCAGCUCCCUUGGGAGGGAUUGAGCUUCAAGCCCCCAUUGACCCUUUCCUACAGCAAGCUUACUGCUCACUUACGGUGCAAGUAGAGUCUGAUAAAGAUUGACUCUGGUAUUACGUGACUCUGCAGUUUCGUCUUCCCCCUCAGAGACAUCAGAUUGUCAACUAGACCAUUCUUUCAGGAGCUGUGAAGCACUAUUAUCAAUGUCUGGGUCUUGUUGGUGAAAGCACUCCCUAGGCUGUGGUUCAGACACACCAUCAUUACCUGCUCUACGGUUACCUCUGUUUCCCCAAGAUUUCUUGUUUGUUUUCUCAGUCACCUUCUCGUGAUCCCUGCACAGGAGCCACUGCUAUAUUCUUCCAUUCCUGACUCAAGCUAUUCUUAAGACUGCCUCACUUUUGUUGCUUAAAUCUCGCAUCAAUUUGUCCUGUAGCUGUCUGUUUACUCGGCUAGAGUAAGCAACAUUUAGUCCUGAAUGCAUUGAGUUAUAGAGCCAUAUGCCAUGGGAGAAGGCGCUUCAGCCCAAAUCCCCCAUGCUGACAAGGAUUUCUAUGUAUGCUGCUCCUGUUUAAAACCAUGGAACAAAGAGCAGUACAGGCCAUUUGGCACACCGUGUUGUACUGACCUAGAUUAAUCUAAUCCUUUCCUCUUCAUGACCCUCCAUUUUUCAAUCAUCCAUGUGCCUAUCUAAGAGUUUCUUAAACACCCCAAAUGUAUCUGUCUGAACCACCAUUGGCAGGGUGCACUCACCACUCUCUCCUUAAAGAACUUGCCUUUGAUGUACCGCCUAUACUUUCCUCUAUCACCUUAAGGUUAUGGCCCUUGGUAUCAGCAAUUUGGAAGGAAGUCUCUGUCUAUGCCUCUUAUUAUCUUGAACACCUCUAUCAAGUUCAAAGUAAAUUUAUUAUCAAAGUACACGUAAGUCACCAUAUACAACCCUGAGAUAACAUUUCUUGCAGGCAUACUCGAUAAGUCAAUAAUAGAUCAGUAACCAUGAUAGGAUCAAUGAAAGACCAUAUCAA
This is a messenger RNA of Hypanus sabinus (Atlantic stingray), 4055 nucleotides long. RefSeq names its product oxidative stress-induced growth inhibitor 1-like. NCBI's taxonomy places the organism in Eukaryota, Metazoa, Chordata, Chondrichthyes, Myliobatiformes, Dasyatidae. Bases 322 to 1788 code for a protein of 488 amino acids. Gene Ontology annotation, molecular function: oxidoreductase activity. The transcript is spliced from 7 exons. The record is from RefSeq and is a predicted model, not a curated record.